CUUGGGCACCGAUGAGACCACCGCCAUCUGCAGGUCGGUCUGUCAACACAGAACGACUAGAUGGAUUCAAGCGGUCGUUCAAAUUGCAAUGGCUAUUGCGACAAAUGCUACGGACUGUUUUCGACAGCCGAGGCCCUCGAAACCCUGGCGUCUCCUGCGGGCUAUUGGCAUCACAUUGGAGCUGAAGCGAAAGCGUCUGCAGACCGAGGAUGUCCGCUGUGUCAGAAGCUGGUGAUAAAAUGGCCAGAUCGCAUCAGCAGAGACACGGAUCAACUCGUGUGUUGGGCUGCCCGUGGUCGUAGUCGCUGCCAGACAAACCCCACUGCGGCCUUCCCGGAGACCAAGGUUUCGGUCCCAUAUAUCUUCGACGGCCUCAUCUGUUACCGCUACGGGCCUGGGGAGCAUUCGCACCAGCGCUGGCUCAAAACAUUUACCCUCUUUGCAGAUUCAGACGACAACGCCGCUUCUCUGCUUCCCAUCAGACCUCCGAUUAUAGAUGUGGGAAGUGAGCCGGCCCUUUGGAGAGCGCGCCAGCUGUUCGAAGCCUGCCGAGACAGUCACCAACUCUGCCCGCGCGCAAGAACGCCCCCACUUCCGACACGAGCUAUCGAUGUCGGGACCAUUGAUAGUGGAGACCAGGUUAGACUCUACAUCGCAAGUCCGGGAGAGCUCCGAGACUACGUAGCCCUUAGCUACUGCUGGGGCGGACCGCAGCCCGUUCUUCUGACGACCAAGAACCUCAAGGGGAUGACGGCGAGCAUCCCCGUCGACUCGCUCCCACAGACAAUCAAGGACGCCAUCAAGGUCACUCGAGGACUUGGAAUCCGAUUCCUGUGGAUCGAUGCACUCUGUAUCAUCCAAGAGGGAGACGACAGCGACAAGCUUAGAGAGAUUGGUCGAAUGGGCAAGCUGUACAAGAAUGCGACGGUUACUAUCUUCGCAGCAUCCGCGAAGGCAGUCUCAGACGGGUUUCUACAGCCUCGUCCUGCCCUGCCUAGCCUCGCUCUUCCGUUCAGAUGCGCCGAUGGGGCUGUAGGGACGGCACAGCUCACGUAUGGAGCUAAUCAUAACUUUAUGCAUCCGCUGAACACGCGAGGUUGGACUUUGCAAGAGUCACUCCUCUCCCCGAGGAAGCUGGUCUAUGGGGAGAAGGAGCUCGUCUGGGACUGCGAGACGCAGCAGAAAACGGGGCUCCAAAGCAGCUACUUCGAGCCAGCUUGGUCGUUCCGACAUCUCCCUCCAGAAAUAUUCACACCGAACGGUGGCGUCAUCACCGCCUCCAAGGCAGGCGAUGUUUGGGGAGGUGUUCUAGGCGAGUUCACGAUACGGAAGCUAUCUUUCCCGGAAGACAGACUUGCCGCGGUUGCGGGCGUUAUCACGGAGCUUAGUUCCGUCUUUCAAGACGAAUGCGUGUUUGGGCUAUGGCGUAGAAACUUCAUCCACCAGCUCGCCUGGUACGGACGGGGCUUGCCCUGUGCGGUGGACGAGAAUGCGAUCUUGAACUGUGCUCCCGAAUGGUCCUGGGCGUCACGAGUAUUUGAGACAGGCUUCCUGUCGUUUGAGCCCGAGGAUAAGGAAGACUGGGAGGUCCGCGACAGGGAGGUCGUCCUGCAUCGAAGGCUGAGAAGGGGACACGAUAUCCCGGCCGGCCCGAGCAACAACUGGUAUGUCUACCUAGAUUUCAAGGAGCCCGAGGCCGAGCGUAAGCCUUAUUACGCUCGGUUUUGCUUUGAGCAGGACGGAAAAGACGUGUUUUACUUCCCUCUCGGUUACGGUGCAGGAAAUAGCAACAGCGAGAUUACCAUGGCCGUGGUUCGGGAAGGGCGCGAGGGCACGUUCCGUCGGGUUGGGAUUGUCAACAACGUAAGCGGUAAAAGUUGGUUUGAGCAUGUUGAGAAGCAAAGCAUUAUACUUGUUUGA
This is a messenger RNA of Trematosphaeria pertusa, 1920 nucleotides long. Its product is annotated as HET-domain-containing protein. The coding region runs from base 61 to 1920 and encodes 619 amino acids. Gene Ontology annotation, molecular function: metalloendopeptidase activity; zinc ion binding. The transcript is spliced from 2 exons. Lineage: Eukaryota; Fungi; Ascomycota; Dothideomycetes; Pleosporales; Trematosphaeriaceae. The record is from RefSeq and is a predicted model, not a curated record.